This is a messenger RNA of Conger conger (European conger), 2104 nucleotides long. RefSeq names its product zinc finger protein 131 (gene zbtb35). The record is from RefSeq and is a predicted model, not a curated record. Bases 329 to 2104 code for a protein of 591 amino acids. The transcript is spliced from 8 exons. Gene Ontology annotation, biological process: regulation of transcription by RNA polymerase II. Gene Ontology annotation, cellular component: nucleus. NCBI's taxonomy places the organism in Eukaryota, Metazoa, Chordata, Actinopteri, Anguilliformes, Congridae. Gene Ontology annotation, molecular function: RNA polymerase II cis-regulatory region sequence-specific DNA binding; protein binding; DNA-binding transcription factor activity, RNA polymerase II-specific.
UGAGGUGGUGCUCGAUUGAUUUAAAUUUCUCCAUGACGAAAUCGAAAGUCAGGCGUACUGUCCACUAUAAUCGUGUUACGAAUAGAUUUACAGUAGCUAGAACUAGUUAUUUUAAGCAGCUCUAACGUCUUGGUAAGUUGCCCGGCAACGUUACCAAUCAGCGUCGCUGCCACCGCAUGAGGCUGCUGGGAAACUGAGGCCAGAACAGAAAGCGACCGCCCUUUUUUGAGAGACGGGUGAAGAACAGCGGAGGGAGAGCUGGGGGAGAGUCAGACUGAAAACAACUGCAAAAAGCAGCGGAACCUUGCCUGAGGGGAGGGGCUGAACCAUGUCUGAUGAAGAUGUCAUUGACUGUGGGAGCGAGUUUCCGGCCCACUACAAGGUCAUGCUCGACAAACUAAACGAGCAGAGACAGCUGGACCAGUUCACGGACAUCACUCUCAUUGUGGACGGUCACCAGUUCAGGGCCCAUAAAGCUGUGCUUGCUGCCUGCAGCCAGUUCUUUCACAAGUUCUUCCAGGACUUCAAGAUGGAGCCCCUAGUGGAGAUUGAAGGGGUGAGUAACUCAGCGUUCCGGCACCUGAUGGAGUUCACCUACACCGCCAGGCUAGCAGUGAACGGGCAGGAGGAGGUUAGCGAUGUGUGGAAGGCAGCCGAGUACCUGCAGAUGCAGGAAGCUAUCAAAGCCCUCAACAACAGUAACAAGUCCACAGUGUACAGCAGCCCGGCCAAGGGCAAGGCAAAGAAGCGUAAGAUCGCCGAGACGUCCAACGUGAUCACGGAGUCCCUUCCCUCGGUGGACACGGAGCCCGUGGAGAUCGAGGUGGAGAUCGCCGAGGGCCCCAUGGAGGUGGAGGAGAGCGGCCUGGAGGAGGUGGUGGAGGCGGCCCGGAACGCCCGCGCGGGCGGCGACUCCUCCGACGACUCCGCCCUGGCCCUGCUGGCCGACAUCACCAGCAAGUACCAGCAGGGGGAGCCGGCGCUGCACGUGGUGAAGAAGACGGGGCCCGCCGACCUGCAGGAGCCCUCCAAGGCGCUGGAGAGCAUCGAGGUGGUGGAGGUGCAGAUCUCGCAGCUGGACAACAUGUUUCGCUGUGACAAGUGCGAGCGCUCCUUCAAGCUGUUCUACCACCUGAAGCAGCACCUGCGCUCCCACGCGGCCGGGGCGGGCGACCGGCCGCACGUGUGCCGGCACUGCGACAAGGCCUACGCGCGCGAGGGCGCCCUCAAGCAGCACCUCACCAGCUACCACUACGACGCCGAGGAGCAGUCGCGCCGCCAGCGGCCGCAGAAGAGGCUGCACGUGUGCGAGUACUGCGACAAGCAGUUCGACCACUUCGGCCACUUCAAGGAGCACCUGCGCAAACACACCGGUGAGAAGCCCUUCGAGUGCCCUGACUGCCACGAGCGAUUCGCCAGGAACAGCACGCUCAAGUGCCACAUGGCCGCCUGCCAGAACGGCUGCGGGGCCAAGAAGGGCCGCAAGAAGCUGUACGAGUGUCAGGUGUGCAGCAGCGUGUUUAACAGCUGGGACCAGUUCAAGGACCACCUGGUGACGCACACGGGGGAGAAGCCCAACCACUGCACGCUGUGCGACGUGUGGUUCACGCAGCCCCGCGACCUCCGGCAGCACCUGCGGGACCUGCACGGCAUCCCGGACAAGACCCCGCCCGCCGAGGAGGUGGUCAUCACCGAGGCCGAGCCCGUCCCCGUCGCCCACGGCGACCCGGCGGGGGAGGAGGAGGUGGUGGUGGAGGAGGAAGACGAGGAGGCGCUGCUCCAGGACGGCAUUCGGGUGGAGCACGUGACCUUGGAGCCCGUCCCGCUGGAGGGCGGGGAGGUGGUGGGGGUGGUGGAGGGCGAGGCGGUGGUGGUGCAGGUCGGCGGGGAGGUGGAGGUGGAGGUGGGGCCGGGGCGGCCGCAGGGGGCGGGGGAGGGGCUGGACUUCUCCCGGGAGGCGGGGACUGACGGAGGGCCGCGGCUGGAGAUCAGGGUGGAGCAGGCCGCGGGCGAGGAGGCGGUGCCGGACUGCGGGGGUCAGCUGGAGGAGCAGGUGGAGGUGCAGGUGGAGGAGGGGGGUGUGGUUCAGGGGGUGGAGGUAUGA